GAUGGCGGAUGAGGAGCCAGUAAGAGGAAGGCGAAGGCCCAGGGGCCCGGAGUCCACCCCUCGCAGCGAAGCGUUGGAGCGUCUCAAAGCCCGCCGCGGUGAUCGUCGAUCCGAUGGCACUGGCCUCCAAAUCAGGUUAGAAAACCCUAUCUACGACACUGUCCCUGAGGAUGAGUACAAUGCCCUCGUUGCCAAACGCCGUGAACAGGCGCGCUCCUUUAUAGUCGACGAUGAAGGAAUCGGAUACGGUGAUGAGGGCGAGGAAGAGGACUGGUCUCAGGCCGGGUUCACUCUCUCCUCUGAUGAAUCCGAAGGUGAAUUGGAGAGGCCGAAGCGGAAGAAGGUCAGGAAGAAGGAUCACCAGCCGGAACGACCCUCUUCAUCGCUCUCCGCGGCUGCGGCCAUGAUGGGAGGGCAGAAGUUGUUGUCCAUGUUCACUAGCUCCGUUUUCAAGAGCAGAGACGACAAAGUCUGUGAGAGCAUCGUCGAAGAUGUUAUUGCAGAGUUCGCUGCGGACGAGACUGAUAGACUGAAGCGUAGAAGGGUGCAAGGGAAUUCCUCUUCCACUUCUGAUGCAAACAAUGUUUUGCAUGUUAAUAUGUUUAGGGAUAAACCUUCUGUUGGUAUGAUGCAAAAUUCUUCUUCAUUGCCGGAACAUGGUAACCCUGAGUCUGUUAAGGUAUUUGCUGAGAGUGAUGGUUUUUACUCGGGGUUUGAGCCAAAGAGUACAGUGGUUAGUGAAGUCCAAGAUUUCGGGCGUGGUAGUUCUGAGAAUGGACAGACACCGACGGUGGUAGCUGAAGAUUCUCAAGUUAAUGAAUAUAUGGUUGAGGCGAAAGAGGUGAAUAGUUUUCAAAUUGAAGUGAAAGCGGAUGCAAAGAAGGAGGUGUUCACUUUGAAGGCCAAGGUUAAAGAAGCUGACGACACUGCAUUGUCUGCUACUGCUGGUUGGAAGGAACCAAUAUCCUUCGAAUCAGCACCGCGUAUAUCUUCCUUCCAACACUCAGAGUUUGAUCUGGAGGAAGAUGGAUCACUGCCUUUCUACAUAUUAGAUGCGUAUGAGGAGUUUCAUGGGGAAAACAGGGGCACAAUUUAUCUCUUUGGGAAGGUUAAGACUGGGGAUUUGUAUCAGAGUUGUUGUGUUAUUGUCAAGAGCAUGCAGAGGUGUGUCUAUGCAGUUCCUAGCCGACCCUUGCUUCGCACUGAAGAGAUGAUGAGUCUCGAGAGAGAUGUCCAGGAGUCUCGAAUUUCUUCAGAGGAUUUCUUUAAAAAGUUGCGAGAUGCAGUAGCUGAUGUUAAGAAAGAGAUAGCACAACAUCUGGUGAAUUUGGAUGUUUCGAACUUUAGCAUGGCACCUGUUAAGAGGAAAUAUGCAUUUGAUCGAUUUGAAGUUCCUACUGGGGAAAAUUAUGUGGUGAAAAUAAAUUAUUCAUUCAAGGGUCCUGUACUUCCAGCAGAUCUCAAAGGAGAAAGUUUCUGUGCUCUCUUAGGAACUAGUUGCAGUGCCCUUGAGCUUUUUCUGAUUAAAAGGAAGAUAAAGGGGCCUUCAUGGCUACAGGUUUCAAAGUUUGCUACAAGCUCAUCUUCCCCAAGGGUUAGCUGGUGCAAAUUUGAAGUAACUGUUGACUCUCCUAAGAACAUAAAUACAUCAGCUACUUCAAAAAUCAUUUCUAAUAUCCCUCCAGUGGUUGUUGCAGCAAUAAACUUGAAAACCACCAUAAAUGAAAAGCAGAACAUAAAUGAGAUUGUAUCAGCAUCCGUUGUCUGUUGUAACAUGGUUAAGAUUGAUGCCCCUAUGAUGGCUUCAGAGUGGACGAAACCCGGAAGGCUGACCCAUUUUACUGUUGUUCGUCGACUUGAUGGGGGCAUAUUUCCAAUGGGAUUCGAGAAGGAGGUUACGGACAGAAACUUAAAAGCUGGUUCAAAGAUUCUGUGUGCUGAAACCAGUGAAAGAGCUUUAUUGAACCACUUGAUGUUAGAAUUGCACAAGUUGGAUUGCGAUGUUCUGGUUGGACAUAAUAUAUCUGGAUUUGACCUGGAUGUUCUUCUCCACAGAUUCGAGGCCUGCAAAGUGGCAAGCAGCAUGUGGUCUAAACUAGGCCGCCUCAACCGAUCGACUAUGCCUAAACUUGGAAGAAGAAAUAAGGUUUUUGGUUCUGGAGCUGAUCCUGGUAUCAUGUCAUGCAUUGCUGGCAGGCUUCUUUGUGAUACAUACUUGUGUUCCCGUGACCUAUUAAAGGAGGUUAGUUACUCUUUAAGUCACCUUGCAAAAUCACACCUGAACAAGUUUCGGAAGGAAGUUGCUCCACAUGAAGUUCCAAAAAUGUUCCAGUCAGCAGAAUCGCUAAUGGAGCUUAUUGAAUACGGUGAAACAGAUGCAUGGUUGUCUAUGGAACUAGUUUUUUAUUUAAAUAUUCUUCCACUCACCCGUCAGCUGACUAAUAUAAGUGGUAAUCUGUGGGGGAAAACUCUUCAGGGUGCUCGAGCACAGAGGGUUGAAUAUAUUUUUCUGCAUACUUUCCAUGCAGCGAAAUAUAUGGUGCCAGACAAGUUCUCAAACUAUUCUAGAGAAACGAAAUUGACGAAACGUAGACUAACCCACGAUGCUGAAGAUAGCAACUACGAUGUAGAUGUUGACGAUGUAAACUAUGACAAUGAUGCUUCUGAAGCUGAUAAUAAGAAAAGCAAAAAGGGUCCUUCUUAUGCUGGGGGACUGGUUUUGGAGCCAAAGAAGGGUCUAUAUGACAAAUAUAUACUGCUGCUGGAUUUCAACAGUCUUUAUCCUUCUAUUAUUCAGGAAUACAAUAUUUGCUUUACAACUGUUGAAAGAUCUUUGGAUGGAUCUUUUCCACGUCUACCAUCUAGUAAAACAACUGGAGUCUUGCCAGAGGUGCUGAAAAAUUUGGUAGAUAGGAGGAAGAGGGUAAAGUCGUUGAUUAAGAAUGAAAAAGAGAAGAAUGAAAAAGCUGAUCCUAUAACGGUUCAGCAACUGGAUAUUCGGCAGCAAGCACUUAAGCUUACUGCUAACAGUAUGUAUGGGUGCCUGGGAUUUUCCAAUUCAAGAUUUUAUGCUAAGCCGUUGGCUGAGCUUAUUACUUUACAAGGAAGGGAGAUACUGCAGAGUACUGUUGAUUUAAUUCAGAAUGCCUUGAAUUUAGAGGUGAUCUAUGGCGACACCGAUUCAAUAAUGAUUUACAGUGGGCUGGAUGAUAUUGAGGAAGCUAAUAAAAUUGCUGUAAAAGUUAUUCAAGAGGUCAAUAAGAAAUAUAAAUGUUUGGAAAUUGAUCUUGAUGGUUUAUAUAAAAGAAUGCUGCUUCUCAAGAAAAAGAAGUAUGCAGCUGUAAAGUUGCUGUUUAAAGAUGGCACCCCAUAUGAGGAGGUGAUUGAACGAAAAGGUCUUGACAUUGUUCGUCGUGACUGGAGCUUAUUAGCUAAAGAAUUAGGAGAUUAUUGCUUGACUCAAAUUUUGUCUGGAGGGUCAUGUGAAGAUGUAGUGGAGUCAAUCCACAACUCGCUCAUAAAGGUACAAGAAGAAAUGAGGAACGGACAAGUACCAUUAGAGAAAUAUGUCAUUAUGAAGACAUUGAAUAAACCCCCUGAAGCUUAUCCCGAUGCCAAGAACCAGCCACAUGUUCUUGUGGCACAAAGACUGAAGCAACAAGGUUACUCUUCUGGCUGUUCUGUUGGAGAUACAAUCCCGUAUAUAAUUUGUUAUGAACAGGGUGGCAGUUCAGGCAGUGCUGGUGGCAUUGCUCAACGUGCUAGACAUCCUGAAGAACUUAAACGGGAACAAGGGACAUGGAUGAUUGACAUUGAUUACUAUUUAUCACUACAGAUCCAUCCCGUAGUAUCACGCCUUUGUGCAUCAAUUCAGGGAACAAGCCCAGAAAGACUGGCUGAUUGCUUAGGGCUUGACUCCUCAAAGUUUCAUCAUAAAUCAAGUGAAGCUUUUACUGAUGAUUCUAGCAAUUUACUCUUGUCUGCAGCUAAUGAUGAGGAGAGGUAUCGGGGAUGUGAGCCAUUGGUCUUGUCAUGCCCCAGCUGCUCUGGUACAUUUGACUGCCCACCCGUCUCUAAAUAUAUUUGCUGCUUGUUGGGAAGUGGAAUGACAACCAGCGUAUCCACCAAGGAAUCUGACUUCAAUUUCUGGCGUAAGCUGUGUUGUCCUAAAUGCCCCGAAGAUAUCAAAAUUUCUCCAGGGAUGAUAGCGAAUCAGGUCAAAUGGCAAGCAAAGAUGUUUAUUUUGAUGUUCUAUGAAGGUUUACGAACGUGUGAUGAUGAAACGUGUAAGCAUACAACACGACUUAUCAGCCAUCGGUUUGUUGGUGGUUUCGAGAGAGGAACUGUUUGUCCAAAUUAUCCUCGCUGCAAUGGUCGUCUGCUUAGAAAGUACACUCAAGCAGACUUGUACAAGCAGCUCUCGUAUUUUUGCCACGUGUUUGACACUGUUUCUUGUAUAGAAAAGAUGGAGGCCAAAUCUAAAAAAACUAUAGCGAAAGAGGUGAUAAAAAUUAGGCGGAUGAUUCAUCCAGCAGCUUCAACAGCGCAGAAGAUCAGGGACCAAUGUCCCUUUGGUUGGGUGAGACUGGAGGAUCUGGUCGUAUCAGUUUAA
Molecule: messenger RNA, 4612 nt
Organism: Vigna radiata var. radiata (mung bean)
Lineage: Eukaryota; Viridiplantae; Streptophyta; Magnoliopsida; Fabales; Fabaceae
Product: DNA polymerase alpha catalytic subunit-like
Exons: 31
Coding region: 2-4612 (1536 amino acids)
Biological process (GO): mitotic DNA replication initiation; lagging strand elongation; leading strand elongation
Cellular component (GO): alpha DNA polymerase:primase complex
Molecular function (GO): pyrimidine nucleotide binding; purine nucleotide binding; DNA replication origin binding
Source: RefSeq, a predicted model, not a curated record